AUGUACCAUACCCGAAAGGCCACCGAACGCCACGAUAAGGUCUACGCUUUGCUUGGUAUGAGCUCCGAUGAUCCCAGUGAAGCGGGGCUAUAUGUUGACUACACGAUUCCAUGGAGUCAAGUAUUUGACAGGCUGGUUAGAUAUGUACUUUCACAAUCGGUAUCUGUGAAGACCUGGAGCGAUAGGGAGCUGGCUGUUAUCGAGGGAAAGGGCCUAGUUCUGGGUGAAGUCUCCCCGGUCCAAAGAGAUCCGGCUUGGGAGGAUAGUCAGGAAGUGACAAUUGCCUGGAAGAAUGCAUAUGUUGAGCCUGGCAGAAUAUCGUCUUGGGCAGUCCAGGCCUCUGCAAAGAACAUCCAAGCAGGGGACAUUGUGUGCCUUCUUCAGGGAGCAUCAAGGCCCACUAUCAUCAGACUAUGUCAUCCUUACUGGGCCAUUGUCAUGAUUUCGGUACCUCCUACAGACGCUAUUGCCCGCGAUGGCAAGGGCAUCGAGUGGUCGGAAAUAUUACAGUCGGUCACUAGGUUCUCACACAGCUUUGUCUUUGUCUGGGACUGGGAGAUGCAUACAAAUGAGUCUCUUGGUGAUCAAGAAAGAAAGUACGAGGAACUCAUGGUCAAAGAAAUGCAGAAAGGCUUAAUGACAGAUAAGCUGUACAUUAUUGCAAUACUGGCGAAUAUUGGAUUCGUAAUGCAAGAUGUUGAAAGACAUGCCGAAGCUGAGGAGUAUGUCCGGAGAUCGUUAAGAAAAUUUGAGAAGACUUUGGAAAAUGGGGACAAGUCCAACCCAGCCUCGAACCCCAGAAGUGGUACAAAGGCUGGGGCAUACAUUGCAGCGAUAAUCGAAGCUCUUCUUGGAGUUGAGGGCGGUUGGUUGCCACUGAGAUGGGCGUCAGAGGAUGGAUACGACCUAACUAUUAAACUUAUACUUGAGAAUGUCAACCCUAACAUGGAGAAUGAGGCUGGUCGAACCCCGCUCUCUUGGGCAUCAAGUCAUGGCUACGAGGCUCUUGUUAACCUGCUUCUUGGAAUCGAGAUUGUUGAUCCAGAUGCCGGAGACGAGAAGGGAUGGGCUCCACUCCUAUGGGCAGCCAGCAAAGGACAUGAGACCAUUGUUAAGCUUCUUCUUGACACAAAAAGGUUGAUCCAAAUGCCAAGGAAAAAGGGUGGUCACGAGGCAGUAGUAAGGAUGCUCCUUGAUACUAACGCGGUGGACUUGAGCGCUAGUGCCGAGACUGGAGAAGCGUCUUUGCUGUGGGCCGUGAAGAACGGACAUGCAGGGGUUGUUCAACUGUUACUUCAAACAGGAAAGAUUGUUCCGGAUGCUGCAGAAGAGAGUGAGAUUGAAGACGAAAGCGGACGAACACCGCUCAUGUGGGCAGUAAACAACCAGCAUCACGAUGUUGUUAAGCUUCUUCUCGAUACUGGCAAGGUCAAUCUGGAGACUAGAGACAAGUGCAAGAAAACAGCCAUAUCUCUCGCCGCGGAAAACGGCAAUGACAAAAUUGUGAAGCUGUUGUUGAGUACUGGCAAGGCCGAUCCUGACGCAGCUGAUAAGGAUGGACGAACUCCACUAAGACUGGCGGCAGAGGGCGGGUUUGAAAAGGUUAUUCAGCUGCUUCUUGACACAAACAAGGUUAAUGCAAGUUUGAAAGACAAUCGCGGACGAACGCCUCUAUCGUCAGCCGCCAAGAACGGCCACGAAAGUAUUGUCGGUAUGCUAGCUGAGAGAAAUGAGCUGAGCUUCCAAGACCUGCAACGCCAGAUCCUAGCACCCCCCAAGCAUGAGGACUUUCUUAACAUCCGAGAUGAGGACUACUUUGACCAUCGAUGUCAACAACUGUUUUCAAAGGUUCAACAGUGGAUCCUACGUUUUUCAAAGUUUUCGGAUAUGCGCGCUGCUCGCUUGACAUCAGAAAUUGGCGACGAACAGAUUAUUGACAGGCUGGAAAACAUCAUACUCGAUGGGUCAGAUGUUGAUACAUAUCUCUGCGAUCGAGUACGUCGUCGCGAUUUGUUUACAUCCGUAACCAUGACUAUGCUCUGGGAGUUCGUCUUUACUCGCUACUUGUUUGGCCUGGAUCGAGAAACAAGACAGAAGCUCAAAAGUCUCGAAAAGCAGCUUGUCGGACCUCCCUCAGCCAUACGAAGAUGGCGGGCCACAACUCUGACACUGUUGUCUAAUCGCGACAGUGUCCAGAACCAGCGUGACCAUGACGCUAGAGCCGUAUCCGAAACUAUCUUCCAGACCCUAUGCGCCAUUCUCCCACCACCUUCCAACCUGGAAACUCAGCUUGUUUCGAGUCUGUGGCAGGUGACGAAAGAAGCAGUUGAGGUUUCAGUCGAGAUGCGCAGUCAAAAGGCAGAGUAUAUGAUGCUCCCACCCCUACAGCCCGAGUAUGAUGUAAAUGGUGACCUUGUAAGUUCUGUCUCUUUCAACGCUGCUUUGAUGAAUGAGCGUGGUGACAGUUCGGACUUUACUAAUGAGGAGUAUGAGGCUCAAGAUUCAAAAGUGAGGAUAAUGUUGUUUCCCUUGGUUGUGAAGAAGGGAGGGGAUUAUGGUGACGGCGAUGACGAGAUUGUUGUUUAUCCGGCUCAAGUGCUGGUAGCGCCAAAAAGGUCCGAAAAGAAGAUCGCCGAAGUUGGUUCCUGA
Molecule: messenger RNA, 2649 nt
Organism: Fusarium subglutinans
Lineage: Eukaryota; Fungi; Ascomycota; Sordariomycetes; Hypocreales; Nectriaceae
Product: HETEROKARYON incompatibility
Exons: 2
Coding region: 1-2649 (882 amino acids)
Molecular function (GO): protein binding
Source: RefSeq, a predicted model, not a curated record